Molecule: messenger RNA, 1476 nt
Organism: Soboliphyme baturini
Lineage: Eukaryota; Metazoa; Nematoda; Enoplea; Dioctophymatida; Soboliphymatidae
Source: the annotation of a GenBank genome assembly
AUGGUCAACUGGCGACUACGUGACGCGUGGUCGAUGCACCUCGUCGCCAUGCUUUGCCUGUGCGUCGAAAGCCACCUCGUCUGUUUCCCACUAGGGUGCCAACUGGCCGCCGUGCAGAACGAUACGGAAGCUACCAGCAAGCGCCUGGUCAGGGACCUGUUCGAAAACUCACAUUACGACAAUCGCGUCCGCCCAGUCAGGCACCACAGUACCCCGAUCAACGACGAACGGGCGCAGAACAUCGAACUGUACAUGUGGAUCGUGCAGAUGUGGUUCGAUGAAUUUCUGUACUGGAAUCCGAAACAGUACGAAGGUCUGGAAAAUCUGGUCAUCCCAUACAAUCUGAUUUGGUUGCCUGAUACUUAUCUGUACAACGGCCUGGUUAUGGAGAGAGAAAAGUCAGAACGCUGGUUGAGCGUCAUCCUUUCGAUGAAUAGAAGCAAUCUGCUAUCGAUUGAUUCGAGCAACGAAACGAACAAGGUAUUCGUCACUUUUCGGUACCCGGCGAUUUACAAGUUCGUCUGCAAUAUGAACAUCUUCUACUACCCGUUCGACGUCCAGAAAUGCCGCAUGACGUUCGGUUCUUGGAUGUACGAUUCGGCGGACAUUAACUAUGACACGAUGACGUCAGACGUGUUCCUGGAGGAGUACAUCGAGAACUCAGAAUGGACGGUGGAAAGCUUCAAGGCCGAGCGCGUAGUGGAAAUGUACAAAUGCUGCCAAAACCCAUUUACGCUGAUCCACGCCGAUCUGAUCAUCAAACGCAAGCCGCUGUUUACCCUUGUGAACCUGGUCAUACCGACGGCGAUCAUCAACCUCAUCUCUCUGUUUGGCUUCUUCUCGCCGACGACAACCAACGGCGAAAGAACCGAAAAGGUGAACCUCGGAAUCACCACUCUUUUAGCCAUGUCGAUCCUGUUGCUCAUGGUUUCCGAAGAAAUGCCGACCACCUCUGAUUUCAUACCGCUAAUAGGUACCAGACAAGGCCGUUAUGGAAAGCGUCUGUCUUACAAAUGGAAAAAGUUUAUCAUGAAAACCAUGGCUAACAAAGUUGGUCUUUCGCUACCACUGUCCUUAAAGGACGCCUUACUAAUGGACCAAGAGAACUCACAAGAAGAACCAGUGCCGCUUGGGAAGCUAGAUGAAUCAACUAUGUAUGAUUCAGGAGUUCACGAAGCUAAUCAUCUCAUAGAGAUUAAUCUUUAUAAACUGAAGGAAAAUUCGAAACCACGAAAUGUCCAAAACCCAAACUCGGUCGACAGUAGUGUGAUGGAACAACUACACGAAAUUCGUCGAAGGAUUCGUCACCUCUGCGAGUCUGUGCAGGAUGCAGAGGAAGAGAGAAAACUACUUUUAGAAUGGGAAUUCGUCGCUACUGUAUUGGACAGGGUAUUUCUGAUCAUGUUCACCACGCUGUCCAUCACCACCAUUGCGGGCAUCCUGCUAAUGGGCUUUCUUGGAAGACAAGUGAUCUGA